Stylophora pistillata is the source of this 1822-nucleotide messenger RNA. RefSeq lists its product as uncharacterized. Gene Ontology annotation, molecular function: chitin binding. Gene Ontology annotation, cellular component: extracellular region. The record is from RefSeq and is a predicted model, not a curated record. NCBI's taxonomy places the organism in Eukaryota, Metazoa, Cnidaria, Anthozoa, Scleractinia, Pocilloporidae.
UCAAAAUAUGCCUUUUUUCCACACAGAAGAUGCAUUAUGACAACAGUUCAAAUUCUAGGGGAGAUUCUCAAUAGUAACUUUGCUUGUACGUAACUAAAAAAAAAAUGACUUUUCGUAAUCUCCUGUCAUGCUCCACACGGCGAAUGCAAUCAUGCGAUAGAAAGCUCACCGGUUAAUUCUUUUAUAAAGGCGCAUCCUCCGAUUCUAUCUUUCCUGAUCCACCUGCUUCUAAUGGAAAUCUCUCAUAAUAAAACACCUUCUUAAACUCGGGGAUAAGGCAGAAAGCAGAAGAACUCGCCACGCACGAACUACCAGAUGGAUGUUUUGGAGUUUUCGUUGCUUAUCUGCAUUCUUCUUCUCAAAGGAACCAACCUUCAGGCUCAAACAAGCAUGGAAAAUGUGAAGGCAAUAUGGAGUCGAUAUGUGCAAGCUACUGAUGGAAAUAGCACGUACUAUAAUGAUUACCCUGGAGGUGGAGCAUGCGCUUUAGAUCCUGCAUCACCGCUGAACAAGCUGCCUGAUUGGAUGCUGGUUGCAGCUGGUGAAGCUGACUAUCAGAAGUCCCUUGGGUGUGGUAUGUGCAUUGAAAUUAAUGCCAACGGGGAACAGGCCAACUCCGCCAGCGGAGGGCCAACACCGAUGAAAGGCACCUAUAAGGCAACUAUUUGGGACCUUUGUGGAGGAUGCAAACAAGCUGGUUUUGAUUUCUACAUAAAAGGCUUUGGUAAGUACAAGACCUCUUUCAAGGCAAUUGAGUGCCCCACUGUACCAGGUGAACAGGGAAAAAUUCAAUUACGGUUCGCAGGCAGCCACAACUGGUACAUAAAACUGCAAGCUCGGAACUCAGAGGUGGUAACUGUUGGUAUGGAGAUCGAACACAAUAACAAGUGGGUUUGUAUGAAACGAUCGGCAGACAACUACUUUAUCAUCAGCGGAUUGGGAGAGAUUAAAUUUCCAAAAAAGUUUAGGAUAACCAGCAUCAGUGGCGAGCAACUGGUAACCACGGUGCCUUACGUUAAAAACGACGUGAAUAUUCCCACGGAUUUACAGUACUCGGGGUUUAAUCCAGAUAGCAAUCCAGAGAGUAUAAAAUGCUAUGGACAAGACGGAAAAAGUGAACAACCUAUUGGUCCAACUAGCGCGCCAGCUUCAGGAACAGAGGGAGGUACCCAGCCUACGCCAACUGCAAGUAGCAGUCCGUCUGGCAGUCAACCUCUGCCAACAUCUAAGCUACCCACCUCGGCAGGAGGGUCAUCUGUAAGUGGUGGUGUGGUCCAAACUAGUUCUGCACCUCCGACAACAGUUGGGGGAAAUAAUAGACCCUCACCGUCCCCGACAUCACCCACUUCCAAACCCCCUGAAGAGCCAGAUGAGAAGUUUUGCAAUGGAAAACCCAGUGGUUUAUAUGCUGACCCAAACGAUUGCAGCAGCUUUUAUCAUUGUUCCAAUGGGAUCACUUAUUGGAAGCAUUGUCCGGAGGGACUCUUGUUCAGUCCUAAGCUAAGUGUUUGUGAUUGGCCUGCAAACGUAGAAUGUGGGGUAGGUGGCCAACAGGAUGUUGAAAAAGGGCCUCAUCCCGGCGUAAAGAUUACCCAGAUUUUAAAAAAGAGAGAGGGCUCAGGAACAUCAAUUUUGUCAAAACAGCAGUGACAUAAACGAUAAUUACAUAUUCAGAUGGGACCUGGUAUGAAUCUGGCCUAAGGCUAAUCUAAUGUCGUCGACGAUGAUGUCAGAAGAAAAGAUGAAGAUUGAAAUAAUGAUUGUCAAUCUCGCCAAUAUUAAUUCUAUUCGUUUGGAUUAAACGGGUUUAACACAGGCUCAA